Molecule: messenger RNA, 545 nt
Organism: Manduca sexta (tobacco hornworm)
Lineage: Eukaryota; Metazoa; Arthropoda; Insecta; Lepidoptera; Sphingidae
Gene: RpL32
Product: 60S ribosomal protein L32
Exons: 3
Coding region: 119-523 (134 amino acids)
Biological process (GO): translation
Cellular component (GO): cytosolic large ribosomal subunit; ribosome
Molecular function (GO): structural constituent of ribosome
Source: RefSeq, a predicted model, not a curated record
UAGUAAUCCAAAACACACUUUGACUCUAGAUAUGUCUUCGCUCGUCUAUUCCUUCUUUCUUUUCGUGCGGCCGUGUCACCGCGUGGUUCACUGCCGCGUUUCCUAAGAAACAAUCAAAAUGGCUAUCAGACCUGUAUACAGGCCAACAAUCGUCAAAAAAAGGACGAAAAGAUUUAUCCGCCACCAGUCGGAUCGCUAUGACAAACUUAAGAGAAACUGGCGUAAACCGAGAGGUAUUGACAACAGAGUGCGUAGGCGCUUCAAGGGUCAGUACUUGAUGCCCAACAUUGGUUAUGGUUCAAACAAGAAGACCCGUCACAUGCUCCCCAAUGGUUUCCGCAAGGUGCUCGUCCACAAUGUCCGCGAACUGGAGAUCCUUAUGAUGCAGAACAGGAAAUACUGCGCAGAAAUCGCACACGGCGUCUCCUCCAAGAAGCGCAAGGCGAUAGUUGAGCGCGCGCAGCAACUCAGCAUCAGGGUCACCAACGCGGCCGCCCGUCUCCGCUCGCAGGAGAACGAAUAAACUAAACACUUUAGUAUAUAAA